This is a messenger RNA of Cervus elaphus (red deer), 10448 nucleotides long. RefSeq names its product poly(A) binding protein cytoplasmic 4 like (gene PABPC4L). Gene Ontology annotation, cellular component: ribonucleoprotein complex; cytosol; nucleus. Gene Ontology annotation, molecular function: poly(A) binding; poly(U) RNA binding; mRNA 3'-UTR binding. NCBI's taxonomy places the organism in Eukaryota, Metazoa, Chordata, Mammalia, Artiodactyla, Cervidae. The transcript has a single exon. The coding region runs from base 844 to 1956 and encodes 370 amino acids. The record is from RefSeq and is a predicted model, not a curated record.
GAGGGGCGGGUGGGAAGAACAUUCUCCAAAAAUAUUAAAAAGAAAACAUCCCCCUUGGCAGCGAGUGCGCGGGAAGUUGAGCGCGCGAGUUCCGGGCUUCCCGUCCGCCCCCCGCCGGCCGCAGCCCGGGUGAGCCCCCAGCCCCCGCUCGGCCGCCGCCGCCCACCGGGCCGCGGCCGCCGUCCGUCCGUCCGUCCGUCCAUCCAUCCAGUCGAUCUGUCCGCCUCCCCAUCCCCCACGUCCUUCCCAGGGCUCCGCGCGGGGUCUGCAGGGAGGAAAAGGGCCGGGGUCGGUCAGGGCGCGCGGAGCCCGCGGAGUCCCCGGCCGCGCCCGGGCGGCGGCGCCAGCACGACCCGGUCCCGGGCGGUUCGGGGCUCCGGGGCCCCGCUUUCGCCGCCGCGCGCCGCUUCCCGGGUCGUCGCCUCAGCGGCCACUUGUGGAAUUCUUCCCCGGAGGCUGUAACUUUAAACCGGCCUGAGCAAGGCCUAUUUUUAUUUGGAAACCAGCGGCCAGAGUGCUGAACCAGAGUGGAGAACACUCAGAUGGAGGGCCAGCCCGCCACCUGAAGAUUCCUCACGAACUGGCCGCGAAGGACAGGCUUGUCCUGGGGCCUUUCUUUGAGAUCUCAAAGCUCUGUCUCCCCCUGUUCCAGGAUGGGCCGGACUGGUUUCUGGGGGGUUUUGGAAUGAGGAUGAUGCCUGAGCCUUGCCAGCCGUACAUGCACCCCAACAUUGAGCCUCCAAGCCGUGACUCAGAGGCCACCACGCAUAAGCCCGGGUCACACUCCUGCAGAAAUCACCCCAGGAGCUCUUUAGGGACCGGCUUCUGGGGGUGAGGAGCAAGAUGAAUAUAGCAGCCAAGUACCGCCAGGCGUCCUUGUACGUGGGUGACCUCCACGCGGACGUAACCGAGGACCUGCUGUUCAAGAAGUUCAGCGCCGUGGGGCCCGUGUUGUCCAUCCGCAUCUGCCGGGACCUGCUCACGCGCCGCUCCCUGGGCUACGCCUACGUCAACUUUCUGCAGCUGGCGGACGCCCAGAAGGCCCUGGACACCAUGAACUUUGACCUGAUAAAGGGCAAAUCCAUCCGUCUCAUGUGGUCUCAACGUGACGCCUACUUAAGGAAAUCUGGAAUUGGGAACGUGUUCAUCAAGAAUCUGGACAAAUCCAUUGAUAACAAAACCCUUUAUGAACACUUUUCAGCUUUUGGAAAGAUCCUGUCCUCCAAGGUGAUGAGUGAUGAUCAGGGCUCCCGGGGCUACGCAUUCGUGCACUUUCAAAACCAGGUUGCUGCCGACAGGGCCAUCGAGGAGAUGAACGGGGCACUGCUUAAGGACUGCAGGCUGUUCGUUGGCAGAUUCAAGAGCCGCAAAGAUCGAGAAGCCGAAUUUCAAAACAAAGCCCAUGAGUUCACCAAUGUUUACAUCAAAAACUUUGGAGAUGAGAUGGAUGAUGAGAGACUGAAGGAAGUUUUCAGUAAAUAUGGCAAAACCCUGAGUGUUAAGGUUAUGACAGAUUCCAGUGGAAAAUCCAAAGGCUUUGGCUUUGUGAGUUUUGAUCGCCAUGAGGCUGCCAAAAGGGCUGUUGAAGAAAUGAAUGGAAAGGACAUAAACGGACAGCUGCUUUUUGUAGGCCGGGCACAAAAGAAAGCAGAGCGACAGGCUGAGUUAAAGCAAAUGUUUGAGCAGCUGAAACAUGAAAGAUUUCGGCGGUGCCAGGGUGCGAAGCUCUAUAUUAAGAACCUGGAUGAGACCAUUGAUGAUGAAAAACUGCGGAGGGAAUUUUCUUCAUUUGGAUCAAUUAGCAGGGUUAAGGUAAUGCAGGAAGAAGGGCGAAGCAAAGGGUUUGGCUUGAUCUGCUUCUCCUCUGCGGAGGAGGCCACUAAAGCAAUGACUGAGAUGAAUGGCCGCAUCUUAGGCUCCAAGCCACUCAACAUCGCCCUGGCCCAGAAACCCUAGGAGAGGAAAACUUUCUACAUCAGCCAGUGUGUGCUGCAGACUGAGGAAUGUUAGUGAUCUCUGACUGAAUUCUCCUCAGUUAAUUUUAAAUUCCAGCUGAUGGCUGGUUAGUUUAGUAAACGUUGUGAUGGAAAGUUUUGUAUACAAAACUAUUUAUUUUCCUUUGGAGCAAAAAUAAGUGAAUCUUAGAACCUUGGUUCUUUUUACAGAGGCACACCAUGUGAUUAUAAUAUGGUAUAUUUUCCCAAUUUUGAUAUAGUGUUCAUAGUAAUAAGUAUAAUUGGAUAUAUUUUUACUACAUUUUGAACCAACUGAAGUGUGGUAAUUACUUGCGUUUUUUUGCAUACUUUUUCUUAUUUUAAUAGUAUUGCUAGCUUUAAUUUCUUCCAUGAAAAUAUGCCCAAAGUAGUUCUUAUACCUAAGCAUUGCAAAGUAAUUUAUUUUUAUAAAAAAAAAAAAAACUUUCUAAUUUCUCAUCUAAUGUUUUUAAAAGAAACCAAAGUUUUAAAAUUGCUACUACAUACUCAGUAUCUAGUUUCAUUUUGAAUUAAUAUUUAAAAUAGUAGAAAAUCAUUUAAUUUUCUUUCGGUUUUUAUCCUGAAAUGAUUGCUUUUCUGAUGGCUAAAAUUAAUGAUGGAAUUACUUUAGUGUUGCCUACUAAUCUGCCUUAUAGGAUAUUUUACUGUUCUUCCCAUUGGUUAACAUAAUUCAGGUGCUUGCUGGUUAUCAGAUUUGUGACUUGAGUAGUAAAACCUUAACUUCUACAUUCCUUAAGUUAUAACCCUGUAUCAAUUCAGGUCAAAAAUUGCCCUUCGCAUACAGCAUAUAAUUAUGCAUCAAGUUUUGAAUCAGGAACCAAUAUUAUGUAAGUCAUAUAUAGGGAACAUAGAAAUUUUGUUUAACAACUGUGUUUUCUAACCUCUGUUAUAUGUUGUUCCAUGUAGUGAUACUAUCUCAGGGUUCAGAGAAGUAAAACUUUCCUAUUUUUAUGAUCUCCAUGUCCUUUUUAUUAGACCUUAAGAGCUUUGUAACCCAUUAAAGCUCACUUUUAGAUUUGAUUAAGCAGAAGCUCACUAACUGAUUUUCUGAUAAAUUGAAAUUACAUCACUUAGCCUGUUGUCCAGAAUAAUUUUGAUUUCAUUCCCAUUUCCAGACUUUUCUCUCCUGUCUUUUCUUUAUAUGAUGUGGUUCCUCUUUACUUUUUAAAAAGGGUUUUAUUAUACUUACUUUUACUGUGUGCUAUUUGAAAUCCAGUUUGGAGAUAGAUACAAGAGUUAUUUACAUUUAACUAAUUACUUUUAAAAUUCUGAUUCUCUCAUACCAAAGGUGUCUAGAAAAUAGUUUUCUUAUAUUUGUUGUUUUAUUUUUUUUCCCUCUGCUUAGUUGCUCCCUGUAACCAUAUAUCCAAGUCCUCUGUUUCAUAUAUUACCAGUACAAUAUUACAGAAAUAUUAAAAUAUUUCACUUUGGCAAUACUUUAGCUGUGAAAGAAUGAGAAAAUCUGUUUCUGUUUAUUUUUCUAUCAACUAUAUGAACAUUCAUUGCACAUUUUCUAAAUUAAAAGUAUCUUUUAGACAAUGAAAAAAUUAUAACAACAUAUAAUCCUACUGUGCAGACAGAUCUUCUGUUAAAAUGUGUUGCAUCUCUUCCCCAAUUUUUCUUAUACUUAUACACAUAAUUUAACAAAAAUAGAAUCAUACUUACAAAACUUCUUAAAACUGCUUUCCUAAUUUGACAGUAUGACACAGUCAGCUUCCAUGGGCAGUUGGAAGUAAGUAUUUGCACUAUAAUUUUAAUGACUUUUUUAACUUCCUUUUAAUGUUUGUACCAUAAUGUAACAAUUUUCUCUUGAUAAACAUAUAGGGUACUAGAUUAUCUCUUCCAUUCUCCUUUUUUUGUUCUAUCAUCAACAACUUGGAGAUAAACACCCUUGCAAACUCAUAUAUGCUGAUAUAUAUAAUUAAUUUAUUAAAAAAAUGUGUGAUUCAUUGGAAUUAAUGUUUAAAAGGACAACAAUUUAAAAACUAAUUUUGAUAAAUAUUACCCAAAUGCUAUUCAGAAACUUGUGCCACUUAACAAUUCCACUGUGGAAAAAAAAAAAAGACAUUUCCAUUGUCAGUAGGACUGCUCAUUUCCAUAUACUAAGAGGGAUUUUGCUUACAUUGUUGUCUGAUUCAACAUGAUAUGUAAAAACAAAAUAUUUCAUGAUUAUUUAUUUUACUACUUUAUUACCUCAAAAUUUAAACAGCAUUUCUUGUAAUUACUGGACAUUUGUAUUUUCAUAUUUUUGUAAAUGAUGUCAGUUUAUUUUCAUGAUCUUAAUGUGUUUUCCUGUGGGGGUGUUUCUUAUUUAUAUGGAGUUUUUAGACUUUCUUUUCCCUGAUACUCUCACCUUGUUUAUAGUUUUGAGGGUCAUUCCAAAAUUAAAUUUUUAACCUCAGAUUUUUCAAACUCUUAGUUUGGUGGCUUUAAUGUUAUAUUUCAAAACACUUUAAACACCUCAAAUAUACAAACCCCCAUACACACAUACAAUUCAUCUGUAUUGUCUUCUAUGACUUUCAGAGUUUCAUAUUCUCAAUACUUUCUAAGCAAAGCUUUUGUAUAUACAGUAUCUUAUUCAUAGCUUAUAUUAAAUAUUUUUUAAAGUAUGUUGCUUUUCCAAUUCUACUAACAUAUGUUGGUAAAUACUUAUAAAAGUGUAUGUGAAAUCCAUAUGCCAAUUAUAAUUCUUUAGCUCUUUGGAUUACUGUGUUGAGACGUACUUACCUACAAAGCAGAGAGCUUUUAAGAAAGGGUGCCAGGCAACAGGACUGGAAACUAUAGUACACAUAUCAAGCCUUGACAUCUUUUUCUGGAAAAUCCAUUUUAUAUAAAUGUUCAUGUAUUUGAACAAUAGUUCACAGUACUUGUAAAUGGAUUAUCAAGAUAAUAUCAGGGAACUGAAUUCUCUUCUCACAUGUAUGAGGAUUUAAUAGGGCAUAAUGUCAGUUGUUUAGGUGAAUUGUGGCUAUAGUUUCAUGACACAGUAAUAUGCCAUUUUAGUAAAAAUUUCUUAUUUUUAAUAUUUACCUUAAGAAAUGACUGUCAGUUUACAAAAAAGUUUACAAAAAAUCCUGUAGGUUUUUAUUAUUUAAAUUUUACUUACUCUAAAUUUUGUGUGUGUGUGAUGCUAUCAGGUUCUUGUGGCAGCAGAGAUUCAUGCACUAAAGAAACUUUACUCUUUUUAAGUCCAAGUGCCUUGAUAAAUGAAAAGAAUCUUCACUUUCUAAUAAGUAUUCCUGUAAAAGCUAAUUUCCAUAGAGAUGCCUUAAGCCACAGCUUCUGCACCCCCUUCUCUGUCCUCAUACACAUUGCCAAGUUUGUUAUACAGAUGUCUGCUUAUACAGCCAAUUGAAUAAAUAUGUGCCUUUUGAAAUUUUAUUUUUUAAAAUUUUAAGUGGAUUUAUAGUUGGUAAAAAUAAGCUUUUUAAAGUGGUUUAGAAUUUAUAUUUUCAUGUUCUUAACAUUUGUAUAAAUCCAUUGAAAAGAGAUCAAAUAAAGACUGAAUCUUUCAGUGGUGUCCAAAAUUCUCAUGUCCAAAAAUCAUUUUCAUUUAUUUAUUUUUAAGUAUUUCUGAUUUUCUAGCAAUCAGUUUCUCAUAAGAGUAAAUUGAAAACAACUUUCAUUUUUAAAUGAAGAUAUUCAUUCAUAUUUUAUGUUUUAAAAGACCAAUUCUCAUAUGAACUAGUAUUUGUUUUUAAGUUAUUCAUAAUUAUGGGACCAUGAUUGAAAAGAACCUCUAAGUUUUCAUCAGGGACUAUUUUAAAGAUACUUUUGAAUUUAAUUGUUAAAGCAAAAUUCAGUUAAUAUUUUGAGGAUUUUGAAUUAGCUUACUUGUAUUCUAUUUAGAAAAUGUACAUCAUAAUGUAAUUUUUUAAAGUAAAUAAUAAUACUUCAAAAAGAUAAUUUUUGAAUAUAUAAAGGGUCAAACAAAUUAAAUAACCUCAGAAUAUCCUUGGCUUCAAGUAAUAGAAAAUCCAACUCACAUUAGAAAAGGAAAUUUUAUUAAAAUUUUCAGACUUAAGGUAUCUUCAUGUAAGGUAUAUGAAAACGUCUAUAUUGAUUCUAACUCUUCACCCCCUCUGUCUCAGCGUCAUCAUCAGGGAGAGGGUCAGGAUGUUUACAAGAAUUCCUGUCAUCACACUGAGACACAGUAACAUUCAGAGUAUAAUACCUUUCCUAGAAACCUUUUAACAACUUUCUCUCUCAGUUCUCAUUGUCCAUUAUUGAUAUGUAUAUUCUAUAAGAUCUGCCAUUAGAAUUAAGAAAUAAGUCAACUUUCUGUGUAGAAUGGGCUUAUGAAUGAAAGAAAUUUCAUAAGAAUGGAGAUAUUUAUAGGUGUAUGCAUCCACUAAACACUGGAUUUGUUUUAUCAUUUAUAUCUAAUUUUUAAUUUCAGUACUUAUGGAUAUUUUCUCCUGCUAACAUUAACUUACAAUUAGUUCUUAAAAUUUCUCCCUGCAAAUAAUUUUCAACACGAGUCAAACUCACCAGUUUCUUCUCCCUCAGGUUGUAUCAUCAUAGGGACUAAACUGUGCAAUAUAUCCUGUAUAAAAUUGAAUUCAUUUUUGUUUAGUAAUGGGAAUUGUGUUUUUACAUGUCAUGCUUUAUUAGAUCUAAAUUAGGCAUCUAUUGAAAAUUUUACUGAAAAGUUCAAAUUCAAUUUAGUCACCCCAGUGGGUUUUCAACAUUCCUAGGUGGUUCAGUGGUAAAGAGUCCACCUGCUGAUGCAGGAGACCGUGAGAGACACGGGUUCAAUCCCUGGGUCAGUAAGAUCCCCUGGAGUAAGACAUGGCAACUCACUCUAGUAUUGUUGCCUGGAAGAUUUAUGGACAGAGGAGCCUGGUGGGCUAUAGUCCAUGGGGUUGCAAAAAGUCAGAUUUGACUGGGCAUGCUAUAUACAAUGGGUUUCCACCAAAAAUAAUUAUCAACAGAUUACAAAUGAUCAAGAAUAUUUCAAAUAUAACUCUACAUUUAAUAAGGUAUUGGUUUCUUGAGCUCUAAUUUAGUCUGUCAAGUAUAUCUUCAUGUAUCUUAGUUAAUAUUUUAGAAUCAUACCACCAGAGGGAAAGAAUUUACUAUGUAUCACCAACUAAUGUGAUAUUCUGUAUAAAGAAUUUUUUUAAAAAAAAUUCCCACAGACAAUGUAAUAGAAAAAUCUUGAAAAAGGAUCUACAAAGUUAGGUGCCUUCAAAAUGGCCCCAGUAUAUAAAAUGAAUCUAAGUAACACAAACCUAAAUGGAUGGGCACUCAUUUUCUUUACUAAAGAAUUUAUAUUAGAUCCUUUAAUACAUUAAAAUUGUCAGAAUGAACAAAACUGGACUUAUCCAAGCUUUUCAGUUUAAUUUUUCCUGUAUUACACAAAUUUGGUACAACCUCACAUUUUAGCUAUGCGCUGUAAGAAAACAAAAACAGAGGUACUAAAUUCCGAAUUACACAUUUACUUGUAUUUGAAUCUGUUAAGAUCAGAUUAUUUUGUAAGUUUAUUCAGAGGAAGUAUUUAUAGCUCCUUUUUAUUUUUGUCUAAUGGUCAGGUCUAAGAGUUUAUAAAAUGUUUUUAACUAUAUUGAAGUUCCCCAAAUGACACAAUUGAACCCAUCAAUUAAGAAAAGAAAAAUGAUCCUCUUAGUAGCAUUCUUUGUCAUAGAACAGGCUUAACUUCUGAGAGAUAUUGGCAGUUUAGACAAUGAUGUCACAUCAGAAGUUGUUAACCCACUCAUAUUUACAUCACCUUAGAUAAAAUUAUCCCUGGUUAAGUUCUGCCAAAUGUUAACAGCACAUUUUGAGUUUCAUAUGUAAUGUCACUAACAUGGAGGAUGUUGUUAUUAAUUUUUUUUUUGCAUACAGUGAAUAUUGGUUAUGAUUCACUGUGUUGUAUGUGUGUGAAUUUUUUUAAUCGGUGUUUCCAAUGGAAUAUUCUUAUCUCAGAAAACCAUAUCUGACAGUGUGUUUUGAAUCACAAUUUUGAUUUAUAUUCCAUUUCAUUUUGUACAUGUGCCAGUGGCAUACGAAUACACCACAAUUUUGACAUAUUGCUAAAUCUAGUUCCUUGAAGUUAAAAUAAGCCUUUAUAAUAGUAAUUCCAGCAAAUCUUUGUUAGGCAAAAAAGUGCCUCAAUUUGAAUGCAAGUCAGAUGUUAGAAUUAUUUUGACACAUCACUAUUUUACUGAAUUACCAAGGGAAUUGUUAGUAAUCUAGUAUUAUCCACUACUCUAUUCACUUAUAUUUCAUGCAUAGUACUGAGAUUGUAUGGUUAUUUCAUUUUUAUUUUAAUUUACUUUAUUUAAUAAAUACAUUUAAUUUAUUUUAUUUAAUUUACUAUUUAUUUUUAUUUUAACCAAAAUAUAUUGCAACCUCUCAUAGCCAUGUCACAUGUAAAUCUUUACCAUGCCUAAUACAUGCAUUAUUUUUGGUCCCAGUGUCUCUUUUUAUCCUAUUCCUAUGCUAUGAUUUCUCUUGGUUAGUUUGCUAGAAAUAAACUGUUCUUAUUUGUUUUUUUAAAGUGUCAUCCUAAACUCUGACUCACUCAAAGCUUUAACUUUUUCUCAAAUAGUAUGCUGUCUGUUACAUGGAAUAAAACAGAUCUUCUAACUGGUUAAUUAAAAAAAAAGAGAGCAGGAUUUAUUGCCAGAUCAAAAUAAAUAAGAGCUCUUCGUUUGCAAAUGAAGUAUUCUUUUCUUUUCUUUUCUUACAAGGGUUAAGAAAGACUUUCUAUAGACUGUUACACUAUAGAGGCAGCAGUACCUGUUUUGAAAUUAGACCAUAUGGCAUAUUGUUGUAGGGAGUAAAAAAGCAAGCAUUUACAAAAGGUUAGGGAGGCUCAACUUCAAGCAUUUAGAAUGUUAUUUUUAAAUAUUUUAUUAUUAUUAUUUUAAUUAACUCAUUCUCCUCCCUACCUUUUUUUUUUUAGCAUUUUAGGGCAUAGAUUGGAUAUAUUUCUUAGUGGGAUAUCUAUUAUUUUACCAGGAACAUGUGAUGGAAACUGUCCUGCCUUUGUAAGAGAAAAAGUAAAGCAAUCAUCAGUUUUUAAAAAGAAAAUAUUGGGUAGAGAAAUAACAUUCGGUAGCAAAUCAUUACAUCUAAAUGAAGUCUAUUGUUCAGGAUCAACUUGGGAAGUUGAAUGAAUGACUAAUGCAAUUUUUCAAAUUAUCAUGUCCUCUUAGACUGUUAUGAAUCACGUGUCAUAAAAAUAACCAUUUUCAAAUGUAUGAUUCAUUGGUUUGUAGUAUAUUGAAAAGGUUGUGUGAAAUCACCUUUAUCCAAUUCCAGAAUAUUUUUUAUCAUGUCAGAAGAAACUUCAUAUAUUCACGAGCAGUUAAUCCCAUUUUCUCCUCCUCCUCGAACCUAGCAAACACAAAUUUAUAUAUCUAGAAUUUGCCUGUUUUGGACAUUUGACGUAAAUGUUAUCAUAUGUUACCUUUUGUGUUUAGGUUCCUUUGCCUAGCUUAAUGUUUUAAGAUGUUCGUAUUGCAGCUUAUAUCAGUACUCAAUUCCUUUUUAUGCAUGAAUAAUAUCUAUUUGUAUGGAUAUACCUCAUUCUUUUGGGCUUGCCUCAUAGCUCAGCAGUAAAGACUCCACGUGCAAUGCAGGAGACAUGGGUUCAAUCCCCUGAAGAAAGACAUGGAAACCUGUUUCAGUAUUCUUGUCUGGGAAAUCCCAUGGACAGAGGAGUGGGCUAUAGUCCAUGGGAUCACAAGAGCUGGAAAUAGCUUAGUGACUAAAUAACUACCACCACCACAUUCUUUUUAUCCAUUCAUCUUUUAUUGUAUAGUUAGGUUGAAAUAUAAACAGAUCAUGGGUUCGAUGGGUGAGAGCCCAGAUUAUGCCUUUUUUUGGUGAUAUCUAAAAGCUUAAUAUUUUACAUUUAGAUCUACAAUCUACCUGAAAUUUAUUUUUUGUUAUAAUGUGAGUUCAGAAGUGAUCUUUUUUUAUUUCCAUUUAGACAUCCAGCAGAUUCAGUACUGCUAUUUACUGAAAAGUAUAACCUUUUCCCUGCCUAACUCUGAAGUGCUAUCAGAUGCCUUUAUUUGUUUUACCAAGUCAGUUUCUGGAUUUCUAUUCCAUUAGUCUAUAGUUGUUUAUCCUUUGCCAGUGUCAUGUAGUCGUUAUUACAUUGUAAUCUUUAUAUCAGAACAAAUCCUUUCAUCUUGUUAUUCUUACUAAAGAUUUACUUGGUUAUUCUUAGUUAUCUGAUUAUUCAUAGAAAUGAAAAAACACAACUUGUGAAGUUUCAUACAUCUAUUUGUGCAUAUGUAUGCACAUGCAUAUAAACAUGUAUUCCUUUUGGGAAUUCAUUGUGAUCAUAUUGAUUCUGAGUUGAAAGCCUACUGACUAGUCUUCUAACUCAUGAAAAUGGAUAUCACUUUAAUUGUACUCCUUAAUUUUUUCAACAAUACUAUGUAGUUCUUGUUUAGAAGUCUUGCAUAUAUUUAGUCUUAUUCCUAGCUGUAUGAU